GGGGCGCUCAGAAGGGGCGGCUCUCUCUGCCCGGCCAGCCAGCAGCGAGCGGGGCGCAAAAGCUCGCUGGGCGUCGUGGGAAGCGCCAGAUCCCGGGCAGCAGCAGCAGCAGGAGGAGGAAGAAGAAGGGCGCCGCCGGAGCAGGGGGCGGAGGAGGCGCCCAGUGGUGGCUGCCAUUUUGGAUCCCGCAAACGCUGAGAGAGAAGAGGAAUGAACUGAGCCCAAGGAAGGCCCCCUCGACCGGGCUCCCUCGCCAGCAUGGCGGAAGGGGCGUCCCUCCCCAUGGCCGAGUGGCUGCGGGCCCUCCACCUGGACCAGUACAUCGAGAACUUUGAGCAGAAUGAGCUGUGGCGGGUCUCAGACUGCCAGUUCCUGACGGACGAGGCCCUGACCCAGCUGGGGGUCCUGCUGCCGGGCCACCGCAAGCGCAUCCUCUCUGGGCUCUUGAAGGCCUUCACGGAGGCGCUGCCUGCCCUGGAGGUCCCCAAACUGCCUCCAAGGAGGCCGGUUCCCAUGCAGCGCCACAUCUUCCGCCCCCGCCCAGGAACCGCUGCUCCUUCCCCAGCGGAGCCGGAUGCCGCCUGUGACCCGGUGACGCUGCCCGGAGAGACCUUGCCGCCUCCGCGGGAGCCAGAAACCGCCUCCGCUGGCCUCAGCCUUGUGCCGCCGCCGAUCCCUCCGAGGGUGGGCUGCCGGCCCCCGGUGAAGUUUUCAUCUCCUGCUUUCUCGGAACUCUCCAGGGCCGUUUCCCUUGAAUCCGCCCCCCUUGUGGAUUUUUCCUCUCCGCUGCCGCCCCCUCAGCCCGCUGGAAACAGGCUGAGUCUGGACGGGACGUUUCCUGAAGAGAUGGGGAAGCCCCCGCUGCCCCCGCUCCCGGCCAAACGCCACCAGCUGGACAGCAAGCCUCCCUCUCAAAAGGCGCCCCCUUGGCCUAGCCAUCCGCCUAUGUUGCCCCCCAGGGCCGUACACCCGAAAGGGACCAUCAGCCUUCCUGUGAAGGACGGACCCCAAGACCCCAAGGAGCCCCUGGCCGCCCCACCGGUUCUCUUGCCGCGCCAGAAGCUACCAGAACACCAGAGUGCCCCUGAGUUGCCUUUGAAGCCCGCCCUGCAGUUGCAGUUUGAUGAUUCUUGCUAUGUGGACUCCCCGUUUGUCGGAGAAAUAGAAGCUCCCACGGAAGAAAUGACCGAGAAGGAGGAGGCAGAGACCACGCCGGAGACUCAACGACGCUUCCAGCGGUUCAACAGCCUGCUCAGUGAAGACGAGUUGAUUGAAGAUUAUUACAAAGACGAAUCUUCUCCCAGCAACCACUACUGGAAUGACGGUGGGCUGAACUCCUUCUAUCUCAGGAGCUCUCUGGCCUUUCGUGCAUUGAGCCCCGACGGUGACAGCAUGGACAGGUCCGACUCUUCGGCAGUACUCUCCCCUGUCUUCAAAGCAGGAUGGCUGGACAAAAACCCUCCGCAAGGGUCUUAUAUCUACCAGAAGCGCUGGGUGAAGCUGGACGCUGACUUCCUCCGAUACUUUGAUAGUGAAAAGGACGUUUACUCUAAACGUCUUAUCCCAGUGUCGUCUAUAACCCGGGUGGCCAGCAUCGGGGACCAGAAAUUUGAGGUGAUCACAAACAACCGGACCUUUGCCUUCCGAGCUGAGAGCGAUGCGGAUCGCAACGAGUGGAUCAAAGCCCUUCAGAAGACCUUGGACGAGCGGAAGGCCCGGUGUUCGGACAGGGUAUCUUUCAUCCAGGCGGCCGGCAGCAGCUUUGACUCUGUGGACAAAUGCGGCCUUCUGGAGUUGCGGGGGUUUAAGAACAAGCUGUACGUGGUGGUGGCCGGGGAAAAGGUCUUCCUCUAUAAGAAUGCGGAGGACUUCCGUUUGCGGGUAGGGAUCACCUACAUAGAGAUGAAUGUCGGGAACGUCAAAGAUGUGGACAGGCGCGGCUUUGACCUGACGACGCCUUACCGGAUCUUCAGCUUCGUUGCAGAAUCCGACCAGGAGAAGGAGGAGUGGGUGGAGGCCAUGCAGCAGUCCAUUGCGGAAGCCCUCUCCAACUUCGAGGUUGCUGAGAAGAUCUGGGCGGUGGAAGCCAACUGCUUCUGUGCUGAUUGUGGGUCCCCCAAACCUGACUGGGCCUCUAUCAAUCUCUGCGUGGUCAUCUGCAAGCGCUGUGCAGGAGAACACCGUGGGCUGGGGCCUAGCAUCACCAAAGUCCGGAGCCUCAAGAUGGACAAAAAGGUCUGGACGGAAGAGCUGAUAGAGCUCUUUCUCCAGGUUGGGAAUGCCGUGGCCAACCAGUUCUGGGCUGCCAACGUCCCCCCCAGCGAGGCCAUCAGCCCCACGAGCGGGAGCCAGGAGCGCAGACACUUCCUUGUGGCCAAAUACAGGGAGGGCAAAUACCGCCGGUACCACCCGCUCUUCGGGAACCAGGACGAGCUGAACAAGGCCCUCUGCGUGGCUGUGACCACCCGCGACCUGGCGGAGACGCUCUCGCUCUUGUUCUGCGGAGCGGAGGUGAGCUGCUGCUCAGGGGACCCCGGCUACCCGUCCCCCCUCGCCUUAGCGGAGCAAGCCGGCCAGAGGCUGCAAGUGGAGUUCCUGCUGCAGAACAAGACCUCAGAGACCCCUCAGCUGGACAUGGGGACCAACAUGGAGAGGCACUACUCGGUCGUCCUGCCUUCUGUCGCUCACAACGGCUUCCUCUACAAGACGCCCUCCAUGGCAAAGCUGGUCCACGAACGGAAAUCCCGGGAAGAGUUCAGCCGCCGCUGGUGCUGCCUUCAUGACGGCAUCUUCAGCUACUAUGAAAACAACACCAACACGGUACCCAAUGGAGAGAUCAAGAUGCAGGAGAUCACGUGUGUUGUGAAUAACCCUCCGGACACUCAUGGGUUUGUCAGCACGUUUGAGGUGCACAUAGAAUCGGAACGACUGUACCUCUUCGGACUGGACAGCCCCGAGGCCAUUAAGGAGUGGGUCAAAUGCAUCGCCAAGUCCUUCCUCCCCAUGGCAGCUGAGGGCCUGCUGAGCCGUGACUUUGAGAGACUCGGGCGACUGCACUACAAGGGGGGCCUGAACUUGGAGCAAGCCAAGGAGGGCUGGUUUGCCCUGGUGCAGUCCACCCUCUACGCCUACUUGGAGGGCGGCGAGGAGACGGUUCAUCUGAGGAAGCUGCAGGAACUCUCCAUCCAGGGAGACAAUGAAGUUCUUGUGCUGGUGGAAAGGAGAAGGACACUGUACAUCCAAGGCGACAGGAAGCUGGACUUCCUGGGAUGGGUCAAUGCUAUCCAGAAGGCCGCUGGGAGCUCCGGAGACACUUUGUCUGAACAGCAACUCACAGAGAUGGACGUUCCUAUCAUUGUGGACCGAUGCAUUGAUUAUAUCACCCAGUGUGGGCUGACCUCGGAAGGGAUCUACCGGAAGAGUGGGCAGAAUUCCAAGACCACUGGCCUUCUGGAGAUGCUCAGGAAAGACGCCCGGAAGGUCCGGCUGAAAGAAGGGGAGCACCAGGUGGAUGACGUGGCCAACACCCUGAAGAGAUUCUUCCGGGAUAUCGGGGAUGGGCUCUUCACCAAGGAUUGCUCCCUGGAGUGGCUGAAAGCAACAGCCCUUGAAGAUACUGAAGAGAAGAUCGCCCAGUACCGGAGGCUCCUCAGCAGCCUCCCGGCCGUCAACAGGGCCACGGUGAAGGUGCUGAUAAACCACCUGUACCGUGUCCAGCGCUUCUCGGACAUGAACCAAAUGACCACACACAACCUGGCCAUUGUUUUCGGGCCGACGCUCUUCCAGACGGACGGCCAAGAUUACAAGGCAGGGCGCGUGGUGGAGGACCUCAUCCGGUGCUACGUGGACAUAUUCAGCGUGGAUGAAGAAGAGAUGCGGAAACAGCAAGAGGAGAUCACAGCAAUCAUGAAGAUGCGGAUCGCGGGUUCGUCCAGUGGGACGCAGCAUGCGGGCGACUUCAUCUGCACCGUGUACCUGGAGGAGAAGAAGACGGAAGCGGAGCAGCACAUUAAGAUUCCCGCCACCAUGACGGCAGAAGAGCUGACCUUUGGAAUCCUGGACCGGAGGAAAAUCGUCAUGAAAGAGAAAGACUUCUGGAGCUGCUUCGAAGUCAACGAGCGGGAGGAGGCAGAGCGUCCCUUGCACUACAGCGAAAAGGUCCUUCCCAUCUUGCACUCCCUGGGAAAGGAGAGCUACCUGGUGGUGAAGAGGCAGCUGUCCAUGGAGAACAUGCUGGUCUAUUUGGCCAGCAGGGUGGGCGACAGCAGCAAGCAUGGCAUGAUGAAAUUCAGGGAGGAGAAGAACUUGCUGGGCGUGGGGCUGAGCACCGGCUUCCAUGACCGAUACUUCAUCCUGAACAGCACCUGCCUUCGACUCUUCAAGGAAGUGCGGAGCCACAAGCCAGAGAAAGAAUGGCCAGUGAAGAACUUGAAAGUCUAUCUGGGGAUAAAGAAGAAAGUCCGUCCUCCAACCUGCUGGGGCUUCACCGUGUUCUUUGAGAACGAGAAGCUGGAGAAGCAGCAAUGGUAUCUCUGCUGUGACACACAGAUGGACCUGCGGGCCUGGUUUGCCACCUUCCUCUCUGUGCAGCACGGUGGCAACAUUUGGCCUUCAGAAUCCUCCAAGAUCCGAGUGUCCCGGACCCAGCAGGAUUCCCGAUUAGGUAACAUCUCGCUGAUUCCGCUGCGAGGCAACGAGAAUGAGAUGAGGAAGAGCGUUGCAGCGUUUGCGGCUGACCCUCUGAUGCUUCUUCGUGAUGUAUGAAACUGGAAGCUAAGCACGCCAGGUUUAUUGGCAAAAGACAAAGCUGAGGAGUCCAGGGGGAAAAGAAGAAGAAGAAACGGCUCGGUGUUUACUUGGCUGGUCCUUCAGGGAGGGCGGUGGGGGGGAUACUCAAAAUCAGAGGCAGCCCUUUUCCGGAUUCCACAUCUCUCUGAAAGGCCAACAGGAGCGAAAACAAGCGAGGCUGAUGUGACGAAUCCCCCAGAGACCUUCCUAGGGAAGCCGGAUUAGCAUUUAGCACACUGAUAAACUGGAACAACAUCUCUACAAGGGAGGGGAACAUCCUGAGCAGAGCAGAGCUGCCCCCAAGAGAAAGGCUGGUUUCUUAUCAGCCUGGGCCAAAUUCUCUGCCAGAGUGGCAGCUGUUCCCUUCCGCCACUGACACCGCCCUUCUCUGCCCAUUUCCUUUUCUCUAACGGAACUUGGGCGGAAACCAUCAAGCAUGCCCAUUUGGUCCAGUGGAUGAUGUAUACUUUGAACGAUCUCUGGGGAAACCCAAGGUUUUACCCGUCUUGGUUUGAAACUCAACCAUGGGCAGAGAGGACGGGAAUUCGGAUGAUCUAAGAGGAACUAGAAACAUUUCCUGGGUGCUAGCAGAAGCUCCGAAGUCACCACUGCAGAGAGAGCCAGUGCUGAAGAGCUCCUGGGUGCCUGCCUCUGCCCUCUCUCGACCUGGCCUGUCAUCUGUUGCCUUUUCUGGAAGGGCUGAUUGACCACACGGUCAUGGGCACGGGAGCUUCUGUUCACGAACCCAUUCAUGGUACAUAGACAGAGGAAGACAAAAGAUAUAAAAUCGGCAGAAGAUAUAACAUUUGGAGUACGGACAUGGAGCAGCGAUUGGGGAGGGGGUGGCAGGGCUGCAGACUGGCCUCCGCUUAGACGUGGAAGAGACAAUAUAAGUCUGGGGGCUUCUCUGUGUCCUCUUCUUCUGGUGUACAGGAAAUAGAAAGUUAUGCCACUGCUGGGGAUAGGGGCAGGUACUGUCUUUUGUUAAUUUUUAUUUUGACUUUUUUGUAAUAUUAAAUAUCAUUGUUGGAUCCAGA
Molecule: messenger RNA, 5825 nt
Organism: Hemicordylus capensis (graceful crag lizard)
Lineage: Eukaryota; Metazoa; Chordata; Lepidosauria; Squamata; Cordylidae
Gene: ARAP1
Product: ArfGAP with RhoGAP domain, ankyrin repeat and PH domain 1
Exons: 34
Coding region: 259-4764 (1501 amino acids)
Biological process (GO): positive regulation of GTPase activity; signal transduction
Cellular component (GO): cytoplasmic vesicle; plasma membrane; trans-Golgi network
Molecular function (GO): GTPase activator activity; phosphatidylinositol-3,4,5-trisphosphate binding; protein binding
Source: RefSeq, a predicted model, not a curated record